Molecule: messenger RNA, 915 nt
Organism: Cyclopterus lumpus (lumpfish)
Lineage: Eukaryota; Metazoa; Chordata; Actinopteri; Perciformes; Cyclopteridae
Product: gastrula zinc finger protein XlCGF57.1-like
Exons: 2
Coding region: 37-897 (286 amino acids)
Cellular component (GO): nucleus
Source: RefSeq, a predicted model, not a curated record
AAAAGAUUUACAGCACAGGGAAGUCUGAAGGCACACAUGAGAAUCCACACAGGAGAGAAACCAUUUGGUUGUGAUGUUUGUGGGAAAAGAUUCAAUCAACAGGGACAUCUGAAGACACAUAUGAUAGUCCACACAGGAGAGAAACCAUUUGGUUGUGAUGUUUGUGGGAAAAGAUUUACAGCACAGGGAAGUCUGAAGGCACACAUGAGAAUCCACACAGGAGAGAAACCAUGUGGUUGUGAUGUUUGUGGGAAGAGAUUUACAGAACAGGGAACGCUGAAGGCACACAUGAGAGUCCACACAGGAGAGAAACCAUUUAGUUGUGAUGUUUGUGGAAAAAGAUUUACAUCACAGGGAAGUGUGAAGACACACAUGAAAAUCCACACAGGAGAGAAACCAUUUGGUUGUGAUGUUUGUGGGAAAAGAUUUACAGCACAGGGAACGCUGAAGAAACACAUGAAAAUCCACACAGGAGAAAAACCAUUUAGUUGUGAUGUUUGUGGAAAAAGAUUUACAUGUCAGGGACAUCUGAAGACACACAUGAGACUCCACACAGAAGAAAAACCAUUUGGUUGUGAUGUUUGUGGGAAAAGAUUUACUGCACAGGGAAGUGUAAAGACACACAUGAGAUUCCACACAGGAGAAAAACCAUUUAGUUGUGAUGUUUGUGGGAAAAGAUUUACAGCACAUGGAAGUGUGAAGACACACAUGAGACUCCACACAGGAGAAAAACCAUUUAGUUGUGAUGUUUGUGGAAAAAGAUUUACAUGUCAGGGACAUCUGAAGACACACAUGAGAGUCCACACAGGAGAGAAACCAUUUGGUUGUGAUGUUUGUGGGAAAAGAUUAAGCCUGAAGCAAAAUCUGAAGAGUCACAUGAGAGUCCACACAGGAUAGAAUGUGUUUCUUCCAGUA